UUUUGUUGUAGGUCACUGUGUUGCAAUGGAGAGGAGAGUUUAAAUUUUGUGGCUGGAUCCUAAAAGGAAAGUCCCUCCCAGGUUAAAGUUCACAAUGCUGGAGGAGGAGGAUCGCUGGGAUAAACUGAAGAGCUGGGCCAAUGUACAGCAUGACAUUCAGACCCGUCUCCAGGCCCUAGACAAGUUUGACCAGAGUGUGUCACUCCACCACGGUCCACAGUUGUAUCACACCCUUCGGCAUCCAUCUCACAUAAAGUGUAUGACACACUUUACUAGUAAUGUAGGAGAGAACUUUGUGACCCAUUACAGAAUUGGGACGAUGGACCACUUCUCUGUCUGGAAUAUGGAAUCAAGGGAACGAGAUGCAGCAUGUAACCAAAGAAGGUUUAACAUUGAUGCUGAGAUCACAACCUUGAUGUUUGUUCCUAAGCACAGAGUUUACCUGGGAUUUGGGUCAGAUUUAGUUAUGAGGGUCUACACUGAUGCUAUGAGUGGCUGCAAGAAUGUGGGGUCAAUUCCUUGUGAUACCACCAUCUUAUGCAUGUCUUACAACAAAGACACAGAUGAGGUUUAUGCAGGGGGAAUAGGAGUUCUGGAAAAGUGGAAGUUUACGGGGUCAGAGCACUCAGCAGUUGCUCAGAGGGGUGAGAUGUUUGACACAGAAUUAAGAUCGGAUGAGUGGGUGAUAGAUAUAAAAGUAGAUCCUAGAAACAAACAGAUGUUGGCUUUAACCCAUGAUGGAAUAUAUGUUGUCAGUUUUGUGAGUAUGAAACAGACACAUUUACUGCAGAACAGACAUGAAGGCUCACUUCGAUGCUGUUCGUUCUACAAACAGCGGGAGUAUUUCAUAACAGGUGGUGGGGAUGGACAGGUCAAGGUAUGGAAUGCAGUAGUGUUCACACAAGUCCAUGUGUUUUAUGGUCAUCGCGGACCAAUCACAGGGCUCCAGGUCCACAGUACUGACCCUCUUCUCUUCUCCAGCUCCAUGGAUGGAACAGUACAAAUAUGGAGGAUGGACAACUUUAGCAAAUUUAUGCGAGUUGACCUAGGAGAUGGUAUUCGUCAAAUGAAAUUGUUGGGUGAUGAGGAAUUUUUCUGUCAAACAGAGAAGGAAAUAAGAAUUUACAAUCUGAAUCAGUUUUACACCUUGUUUGCUCCUGUAGAGUCGACCGUUUUUAAACUUCAGUUGUUUCCCAGUGUUCAUGGCCGCGCAAGUCGAGUCCUAUGUUCUACAGAGGAUGGAUCUGUAAGAUUUUUCUCCCCUGUCACAGGAGCCACAAUUACCAUAGUCUACCCAAUGCCAACUUUCCAGGUUUUGACUUCAUUUGCCUACAAUAGAGAUAAAGAGAAGUUACUGACCAUUCUACAGAAUGGAGAUGUACUGGUGUUUAACUGUACCACUAACCCGAGUAAAGCUGAGGAGGUGUGGCAGGCAGCGUCAGUAGAUGAGGAGGUCACUCAGCUCGCUAUCAUGGCACUGAGCUACAAGGAUUUGGAAGAAGAGGUUGUUAGAGAAAUAGUUGUUUUUGGAGGAUUAAAGAAUGGACAAGUCUCCCUUCUGGAUGCUGACCGCUGUGUAAUGGUGAAGAAUCUUCAGGCACAUGAAGGUGCCAUUACCUGCAUGGAGGCUACCACUGAUAUUGAUGACAGAGGAAAGCAAAUUCUGGAAACAAACACCACCCUCGUCACAGGCGGAGAAGAAAAGUCCCUAAAGGUGUGGUCAGUAUGUGUCAAAGCAGGACACUCGGGGAACAAAAUUACACUGGAGCCACUAAUUAAGAUUCCCUGUGCUGGUAUCCCAGACCUUCUCAGUGUGUAUGAGAACACUCUCUGUGUUACCAUCAACAGUCCUGAUACUAAUCUAUAUUUAAGAAUGUACAGAAUGGAUGGACGUGAUCUAGAGAAUGUGUCAUCUUUACAAUUCACAGAACUUCAUCAUGCCAAGGAUGAGGAACACACAAAGAGGAUGACGGCACUUGACAAAUGUCCUCUGUUGGGACUGUUUGCUACAGCUGGUGAAGAUGGCUAUAUCAAGGUGUGGAAUCGUCACAAUCAGCUGGUGAGGGAGAUGUAUUUCGGAGAGCCUCUAUAUGGUCUCUGUUUUGCCAAUGCUCGAGGUGAUCUGCUCGUAGGAUUUCAGAACCAUGUCUGCUUAAUUCCACUGACCAAUUUCUUCCCUCAGAAUUAUCUGGAGCUCAUUUCACUGCAAGAAUUCAAGGACGAUUUGAGAGAACCACCAAUACCAUACAGUUCAAAGGUUAAAUCAUGGUUUGACCCGAGCAAACUGCCGACCUUCAGUACAACCUUGUCUAUCAGAAACCAGGAGAAGAAGGACCCAGAUAUCGAUCAGGACGUCCUCGAGGACAUCGAGGAUCACAGUGAUUCUGAGGACAGCUUGUUAGAUGCCCCAACCUACAAAAAAUACCGCCUCCCAAAGUCAAAACUGAAUGUUCAGGAGGAAAAUCUGCUGAAGGAACUGGAAAGAAAGAGGAAGUCAGUUGUUGAACCUGAUGUGAUGCAGUAUACAGAUUUUACCGAUAUCUUCAAUGAUUUGUACAAAGCAGAGGAAAGUCCGCAACCUACAGACAUUGAAGAAGGCUUUGAAUCAGACAUAGAAGAAACACCACGAACAAAGAAAUCUAAAAAAGAGAAAAGAAGAAAGAGUAUGUCUUCCAUUCCAAACAUCCAUCUACUGUCUCCCUUUGAGCAGGCCCUCCUAAAGAGGAAACCAAUAAUAGCACUUGAUGGGUACAUACCAAACUCGGUGAUCAGAAAACAGCUAAGUUAUCGUCCACCCACCCCACCACAGCCACAGAAACGAAAGGAUGUCUGGAGACCAAAACCGGUUCCAAAGCCGAUGCCAAAGAAAGAAGUUGAAGAAGAGGAAGUUAUGGAUUUAUAUGAGAAGCCAUUAGUUUGGGGAGAACCGGAGCCAAGUACAAAGAAAUCCAUUAUGUCUCCGUGGAAAAAGAUGACUUCUAUGGUUAGGACAACAUCCAAUUUGUCGUCUACAUCUUCCAAAAGGGCGUACAAACCUCCCAGUCGCCGGUCAACACCCAACACUCCAACCAAAUAUGAAUUGCCUAGCAUUGUCAAGCACCAGCAUCAACAUCAGCAUUUUGUGAAGUCUAAGGCAUUUGAGUUUGGAAAUGUUUUUGAUGUGAGAGGACCACACCCUAAAUCAGGUGGUCCAGGGAGUCGAGAGAGAACCAAGUCAUUCAGACUGUCAAACAUGGUAGUUGAUGAAGAUUCCACCGAUGUCAGAUUUAAGGAAAAGGAAAGCAGGAAGAAGGCGAUACAGGUGAAUGAUAUGGAGGUCAUGCACAAACUGAUGAAGGAGGACUUCUUCCGUGACCUGAAGGGGACACCGUCAUACGAGUCGGUCCUCCAGCAGCUGCUGACCAUGCUGGACACAGAUGAUGCGGAUCUACAUGGAAAAGUCUGUAACUACAUCUUAGAAAUCCACGAAGAUGUUGGUAUAUCCGAUGUGUACCUAGAUAGGAUCAUUAAUAAGUUGUCCAAUCAGCUGACGUCAGGGAACAUUCAAACAUCCAUCAGGAAAAAUGGCCUGUCUGCUCUCUCCGUCAUCGGCAAGAGUCGUCAAGAUGUCGUAGCUACCAUUCUACCCCGACUCAUCGAUAGUUCGACUGACAUCCGAGAGGAAGCCGCAGAAGCCUUAGCCGCCCUAACAGGAGUGACGAAUAAGACAGAGUUGUGGAACUUGAUGGAGGAGAUGGGGCUACAGAAGACGUACAACAGCAAGGAGGAUGAGGAGGAGGCUCUGAAGGCCCUUGCCAUGAGGCUGGACGUCCCUUACAGACCGGACAGCUUCACAGAUUGGAUCGGGGACUGGAUGGAUGAUAUGCAGAGUCCAGCCAUGUAUGAUGUGGAAGAUGAUCUGCAGCUGAAUGAUAUAGAGAAGGCCUGGGGUGGCAGAGACAAAAGAUGGAAGCCUGAGUCAUUAUACUUAUCAGAAUCUGUCAGCAGAGCUUCCAAUCGACUCAAAGAGUUGUCCUUUAUAUCAGAUAGAUCUCGUGGUUGGACCCCAGGAACCACAACCAGAACUAGAAUGGAUUUCAGGAAUGAACUUGAAAAUUUGAAAGAAUCUGUAGACGGCCAGGGCCCACAGUCACCAAGGAGAAUCAGUCGCGGAAGGUUGGAUAAAGAGAACCUGAUCUCCACUCAGAAUGAUGGCUCUGGUCGCAGUUACAAUUCAGAAAUGGACGAUUGGUUUGACCCCCGUGACCCUCACCUAUAUAAAUACUACAGAAACCAGUACAAGAGACCGGGCAGUGGCAGGCCCAUUGUUGGAAAGCGAGGGGGAGCUCUCGAUCGGUUUGGAAAAUUUGGAGAAGAUUCUGAUGGCGAAGGACAUCUGAGAUCUCAGGGAGAGUUUGUUGAUUCCAGUAUCACUCAGCCUGAGGACAUUACUACAGAUUCUAUGAGUGCCCAGGACUCUGGCAUUGGGGGAGAACUCUCUGAGUCUGUCACUUCAAGGUCAAGUAAAGGUCAACUAGUGAGUUCCCAUCCCUCCUUUAUGUCGUCAGAGAGGAGCCAAGGACAUCCAAGCAAGGGGGUUGGUAGGAAGCGUUCUAAGCUGUCAGAUUGGAGCAGGACACAGCUGUCUCCAGUAAAAUCCAGCAGUUCUCUACACAAAUCUGCCAUGUCUACUCCUAGAUUCAGCAGAGAUUGGCAGAAAUUUUUUAACACUCCAACUGCCCAAGAAAGGAAGCGCAUGGAUAUGGUUAAGAAAGAUUUCACAGAGGGAAAAGUGAAGCAUCCUAUAUCAGCAACCAUUAACUACAUCUCAGAUGACCUUCCAAUGUUACCUGGAGAGGCAGGGCUCAGGUUACUACACAGAGUUAAAGUUGGAGAGAAAAUGGAUGAAAGUAAACAUGAACAGAGGCAUCAAGUGGAAGCCAUUCCAGGAAAGCUGAGCUCACAGACAAAGAACGAAAACCGUGGCCAGGCACAAUAUGGCAUCCUGAGUAUGCAGUGGAUCACAGACAUUCCUGUUUCAAACGCUCCCAAUGUAUCCACCCCUCGAUUUCAACCCAGAUCUGACGCAGGUUCAUCAUUGUCUCAGGUCACUGAGAGGUCACAGGAUGUUCACACUGUGAAAUCCAUGGGCAGAGAGACGUCACGUCUUCCAAGGCUUGCUCAAAAAUAUUCCAAAAUUAACGUAUCCAGCAGAGAAAAAUCAAGAAGAGAUACAGAUGAUGAGUCCUUUUAUUUACCCACAAUUCCUGGUGCCUACACUCCUGAUUUCGUGUGGGAACACCCCCUGCCACCCCCACCUCCCCGUGAAUCCAGGACAAAUAUAGCAUCCAUCAAAAAACAGCAAGAAGAAUACUGCAAAUACUAUAAAAUGAUAAAACAUAACAUGCAGAAAUAUACCUCUAAUGUGCCAUCACUACCCAAGGUAGACAUAAAGCAAGCUAUACCCACCUCUAAGCUACAGAAAAGUUUAACAAAGAUGUCCAAGUUGUCUAGAGGUCCGAGUCUGUUCUUCCCCAAAAUCACACUAAAUCAGCUGAUAUCCUCCACAUGAUGAUCAGAGGCCCCGGGAGUGAGAUUUCCCUUAGCCACUUUCUUUUACAUACUUGAUUUACUUCAAAGUUUCAAGAGAACAUUAUAUUUCUCUAGAUCUCUAAGUUACAUUGUUAUAUUUUUUUCAUGUCCAUUUUUAUUGUAUCAGGCUUUUCAUUGCUUUGUAAAAUCCAUGUUUUCUUUAGACACCAGGAAUGAGGUAGAAAAUUGUUGUAAAAGCUGCUUUUUUUCAAAUUCUUGCUUACAACAAAAGAAAAGAAAAGAAGUUACACAGCAUUCCCAAUUUCAAUAUGAAUACUAACUAUACACUUUACAUAACUAUAGAGAAAGUCAAAUCAUAGAAUGCUUCUUUGUUAUAUAGGACACUUGAAAUCUG
Messenger RNA from Saccostrea echinata, 5926 nucleotides. RefSeq lists its product as uncharacterized. Gene Ontology annotation, molecular function: protein binding. The record is from RefSeq and is a predicted model, not a curated record. The coding region runs from base 95 to 5551 and encodes 1818 amino acids. NCBI's taxonomy places the organism in Eukaryota, Metazoa, Mollusca, Bivalvia, Ostreida, Ostreidae. The transcript has 49 exons.